AUGAUGUCGCGUUCGCAGCCCUGGCUGUCGUCCUUUUUCGCAAUUGUUGCGGUCCUCACCCUUUUGACUCCUGUACACUCCCUCUAUUUCUACAUCCAACCAAAGCAUCAAAAAUGCUUCUUUGAGGAACUGCCUCAUGGUACUCUAGUUGUUGGUCAUUACAAGGCUGAAGUCUUACAGCCGGAAACCAGCCUUUACACUACGGAUCCUGCUGUUGGCAUUACUAUCACGGUAGAUGAGACAUUUGAUAAUGAUCACCGCGUCGUCUUCCAGCGUGGAGGGAAUGCUGGACGUUUCACCUUCUCCGCCGCAGAUGCCGGCCAGCACAAGCUCUGUUUCACCCCAGACACGGGUUCUGGAGGAUGGCUUGCGGGUUCGCCUGCGGUUAAAUUGACCGUCGACAUGGCCAUUGGAGAAACCAGCAAAAUCGAGAGUGAAGAUAAAUCUAAAAUGGAAGAUAUGGCUCAGAGAGUCAAAAAUCUCAAUAGCAGACUUCAAGAUAUCCGCCGAGAGCAGGUUUUCCAACGGGAACGGGAAGCAUUGUUCCGCGAUCAGUCUGAAGCCACCAACGCCAGAGUGGUCCGCUGGACUCUAAUCCAACUCGCCCUUCUUUCACUGACUUGCGCAUGGCAACUCUCCCACCUCCGGUCCUUUUUCAUUAAACAAAAACUUACAUGA
Messenger RNA from Paracoccidioides brasiliensis Pb18, 678 nucleotides. RefSeq lists its product as uncharacterized. Gene Ontology annotation, biological process: intracellular protein transport; Golgi organization; endoplasmic reticulum to Golgi vesicle-mediated transport. The record is from RefSeq and is a predicted model, not a curated record. The transcript is spliced from 3 exons. Bases 1 to 678 code for a protein of 225 amino acids. Gene Ontology annotation, cellular component: endoplasmic reticulum; COPII-coated ER to Golgi transport vesicle; endoplasmic reticulum-Golgi intermediate compartment.